Chinchilla lanigera (long-tailed chinchilla) is the source of this 3084-nucleotide messenger RNA. RefSeq names its product toll-like receptor 4 (gene Tlr4). The record is from RefSeq and is a predicted model, not a curated record. Gene Ontology annotation, molecular function: lipopolysaccharide binding; lipopolysaccharide immune receptor activity; transmembrane signaling receptor activity. Gene Ontology annotation, cellular component: membrane. NCBI's taxonomy places the organism in Eukaryota, Metazoa, Chordata, Mammalia, Rodentia, Chinchillidae. Gene Ontology annotation, biological process: toll-like receptor signaling pathway; defense response to Gram-negative bacterium; immune response.
AGUUAAGCCAGCUUUUUAAAAGAGGUCUGAUAAUUUUCCUAAAUUCACCAAAGCGAGGUCAGAUGACUUCCUGGGAUGAAUGCCAACUUCCUCUUCUUGCUGCUCCAGCCACUACUGGUCAGUAAGAGGUUUACUUCUUCGAACUUCCCCUCCUGCGGCAGGGGACAAGUAGUAGAAAAACGAAACUCCAGGAAGCUAAGGUUGGCACUUUCGCUUCCUCUUAGCCCUCUCCCCCAGCUGCUUUGAAUUCAGUAGCUGCCUUGGGGCACUCACAGGAGGGAAGGGCCCAGAGCCGCAGGACUCUGCUCUCUCAGGUGUUUUACAGAGGCAGGCAGGCAGGCAUGCUUUCCCACGACCACUGCUGCUCACAGAAAAUGCCAGGAUGACGCCUCCGUGGCGCCUGGCUGGGACUCUGAUCCCAGCCAUGGCUUUCCUCGCCUGCGUGAGACCUGAAGGCUGGGAGCCCUGCGUGGAGGUGGUUCCCAACAUUACAUAUGAGUGCAUGGAGCGGAAUCUCUACAAAAUCCCCAGCAGCAUCCCCUCCUCAGCCAAGAACCUGGACCUGAGCUUUAAUCCCCUGAUGUUCUUAGCCAGCCAUAGCUUCUCCCGUUUUCCAGAACUACAGGUGCUGGAUUUAUCCAGGUGUGAAAUUCAAACAAUUGAAGAUGAUGCAUACUGGGGCUUGAACUACCUCUCUACCUUGAUAUUGACGGGAAACCCAAUCCAGAAUUUAGCACCAGGGGCUUUUUCUGAACUAUUCCGUUUACAGAAGCUGGUGGCUGUGGAGAUAAAUCUUUCUUCUCUAGAGGACUUCCCAAUUGGACAUCUCAGAACCUUGAAGGAGCUUAAUGUGGCUCACAAUUUCAUCCAUUCCUUCAAGUUACCUGAAUAUUUUUCUAACCUGACCAACUUGGAGUACUUGGACCUUUCCAAUAACAAGAUUCAAAAUAUACAUUGUGACGACCUAUAUGUUCUACAUGACAAAUCCAAUCUCUCUUUAGACCUGUCUUUAAACCCAAUUGCUUUUAUUCAACCUGGUGCUUUUAACAAAGUGAAGCUUGGAGGAUUGACUUUGAGAAGUAAUUUUAAUAGCACACAUGUAAUGAAACAAUGUAUUCAAGGUCUGGCUGGUUUAGAAGUCCAGCAGCUGGUUCUAGGAGAAUUUAAAAAUGAAAGGUGUGUGGAAGAGUUUGACAAGUCUGCUCUGGAAGGACUGUGCAACUUGACCAUUGCAGAAUUCAGGUUGGCAUUUUUAGAUGACUUUCCAGAAGAUACUAAUGGUUUCUUUAAAUGUUUGGUAAAUGUUUCUGCAGUGUCUCUGGCAAAUUUGUAUUUAAAUAGCCUAGAAGGCCUUCCUAGAGACAUAAAGUGGCAAUCUUUAAAGUUGGUAAAGAGUAAAGUUAACCAAUUUCCCACCUUGGCUCUCCCAUCUCUCAAAAGGUAUAUUUUCACUACCAACAGAGGUGCGACUAGUUUUGCAGAGUUUGAACUGAAAAACCUUGAGUUCCUAGAUCUCAGUAGAAAUGGCAUGAGUUUCAAGAGUUGUUGUUCUCAGAGUGUUUUUGGAACAACCAGUCUGAAGUAUUUAGAUCUAAGCUUCAAUGAUGUUAUAACCAUGAGUGUAAACUUCAUAGGUUUAGAACUGCUAGAACAUCUGGAUUUUCAGCAUUCUACUUUGAAACAGGCAAGUCAAUUUUCAGCAUUCUUAUCACUCAGCAAACUCCUUUAUCUUGACAUGUCCUACACCCACACCCAGGUUGCCUUCCAUGGCAUCUUUAGUGGUUUGGUCAGUCUCCAGGUCUUAAAAAUGGCUGGCAAUUCUUUCAAGGACAACUCCCUUUCAGCUGUCUUCACAGACCUGACUAACUUGACCUUCUUGGACCUUUCAAAGUGUCAACUGGAACAUGUGUCCCCAGGAGUAUUUGACACACUCCUCAGGCUUCAGUUCCUGAAUAUGAGUCACAACAACUUUGUUUUAUUGGAUGUACUUUCUUUUAACCCUCUGCAAGCACUCCAGAUUCUAGAUUGCAGUUUCAAUAAAAUAGAGUCUUCUGAAGGGCAAGAACUGCAGUAUUUCCCAAGCCAUCUAACUACCUUGAAUCUUACUCAGAACCCUUUUGAUUGUUCUUGUAAAUACCAGAGUUUCCUGCAGUGGAUUAAGGACCAGAGGCAGCUCUUGGUGGAAGCCAAACAAUUGGAAUGUGCUAUGCCUCCUGACAUGCGGGGUAUGCUGGUGCUGAGUUUCAGGAAUGCUACCUGUCAGAUAAACAAAAUCGUCAUCAUUGUGACAGUGGUCAGUGUUCUUGUGGUAUCUGUUAUAGCAUUUCUGGUGUACAAGUUCUAUUUUCACCUCAUGCUUCUUGCUGGCUGCAAAAAGUAUGGCCGAGGUGAAAACACCUAUGAUGCCUUUGUCAUCUACUCAAGCCAAGAUGAGGACUGGGUGAGGAAUGAGUUGGUAAAGAACUUGGAAGAAGGGGUGCCCCCCUUUCGGCUCUGUCUUCACUACAGAGACUUUAUUCCUGGUGUGGCCAUUGCUGCCAACAUCAUCCAGGAGGGUUUCCACAAAAGCCGGAAGGUUAUUGUGGUGGUGUCUCGGCACUUUAUCCAGAGCCGAUGGUGUGUCUUUGAAUAUGAGAUUGCUCAGACCUGGCAGUUUCUCAGCAGCCAUGCUGGCAUCAUCUUCAUUGUCCUGCAGAAGUUGGAGAAGUCCCUGCUCCGGCAGCAGGUCGAGCUGUACCGCCUCCUCAGCAGGAACACUUACUUGGAGUGGGAAGACAACAUCCUGGGGCAGCACAUCUUCUGGAGACGACUCAGAAAAGCCCUGAUGGAUGGAAAACCACGGAGUCCAGAAGAACAGCAGAUGCAGAAAACAACCAGCAAGAAACAACAGCUUUGACUUGAGGGGGAAAAGUCUCCAGAGACAUUUCUUGCCCAGCUAGAGCCAAUAUUAGUUCCAUUAACAGAACUACAGCAUGGCAGAGAUGAUCUCUGGGCCAGUGAUUCAGGGGUACACAAGAUACACAUGACUGCUAGUCUUAUGAAGCUGGCAGUGUGGGGUGAAAUAAAUACUGUACUGAAAUUCCA